AUGGAGGAAAGACUGUCGGCGCGCAUAUUGGAUGGGACCUUCAGACUUAUACACAUUCCCUUGACCCUGUACUCGACCUUCCUCCAGCCGAUCCUGCAGGUGCUUCUUCCCCAGGACGACGACGAUUCGCUUGCCAUCGAGGCCGAGGGUCUCAGCAUCGACAACAAGCACGGGUUCCUCAACAUCAGCAUCACGCCCGUCGAGUGCUCGGUGGUGUGUCAUAGCAGCUGGGCCCGGAACGUCUUCGAGCCAGUCAUAAAACGCCUCCCGCCCCAUGUCUCGAAGCUGGUCUCAAUUUCGAGAGACAGCUACCUGAUCCUCUCCGUCAUAAGUGCUGGAAUGGAUGCGGGCGGCCGAGUCAUGGACCUCACCUCGCCCCUCGCGCUAGCCGGCGUGCCCAUCUUUUUCAUCACUACGUACUACUCGGAUUUCAUCCUGGUGCCCAGCAAGGACCGGCAGACGGUCGUUCAGGUGCUUCUCGCCCGGAACUUCGAGUUCGACAAGGACGAGUCGGCCUACGUAUCGCCCAGCGUGAUGCCUCGCCACCGCGGCACCAGUCGCAACCACGAUCCCCCCUCGACACCGCCGCCGUCCAACGUGGUCGAGCUGCAGGCGCGCACGUUCGAGUUUUUGAGAAAGCGAAACGUCACGCCGUACAUCAGCCCGUGUCUGACCCUGGUGCAGUGUUCCGGCAGACGCUCGUCGCAGGUAGUCGAUUACGGCCACCGGCCAAACCUGAGCCGGCAGACCUCGGGGAACGGGCAUCGGAGGAGCUGGCUCGAUAAUGUCGACACAAAGCUAUACACCAGCCUUAUUUCCGUUCUAGCGAAGCAGCCUAGGUUCCUCUCCAUCACGCUCGCCCAGGAAGACCCGCCUUCGUUACUAUUAGAUAAGGAACACCUCGGCGUCUUCGGAGAUUCCAUCGUCGGCGACACGGAGGGCGACCUCGUCCCGGUUUUUCUGGACCUCGCCAAUCUCCCGCUGGAGGCCACCGGCAUCGUUUCCGGGGUUGCAGGCCGACUCAUUACGGAGAUGGGCACCGAAGAUACGAGCAUCAACAGCGAGCUCUCUUACCUCUCAACCGCACGCGCCGGCGCGGUCAUUCUCUCCAGUCAACAGUCCAUGAAGGCGCUGGAGAUAUUGAAGCCCCUCCUCUCAAAGGAACAGGCGUAGGAAUGCAGAUGCCACCGUGUACGAUACGAGGUAGACCCGGG
Durotheca rogersii is the source of this 1214-nucleotide messenger RNA. RefSeq names its product ACT domain-containing protein. Gene Ontology annotation, biological process: regulation of intracellular signal transduction; cellular response to L-arginine. The record is from RefSeq and is a predicted model, not a curated record. The coding region runs from base 1 to 1173 and encodes 390 amino acids. NCBI's taxonomy places the organism in Eukaryota, Fungi, Ascomycota, Sordariomycetes, Xylariales, Xylariaceae. The transcript is spliced from 2 exons. Gene Ontology annotation, cellular component: cytosol.